This is a messenger RNA of Caretta caretta (loggerhead turtle), 8526 nucleotides long. It is a transcript of the gene INPPL1, whose product is annotated as inositol polyphosphate phosphatase like 1. Gene Ontology annotation, cellular component: cytosol. Lineage: Eukaryota; Metazoa; Chordata; Testudines; Cheloniidae. Gene Ontology annotation, molecular function: protein binding; inositol-polyphosphate 5-phosphatase activity. The record is from RefSeq and is a predicted model, not a curated record. Gene Ontology annotation, biological process: phosphatidylinositol dephosphorylation; regulation of immune response; negative regulation of insulin-like growth factor receptor signaling pathway.
GUUUGUUUUCCGUUUUGGUUUUUGUGGCGGGGGUUGCCGCCGCCCUUGGCGACCUGAGCGCGGGGCGCCCCCCCCCCGGCCUGAGCCGGCCCCCGGGAGGGGCAUGGCGUGCGGCGCGGGGAGCGGCGCCAGCCCGGGGCCCGCCAGCCCGGCACCGCUCUGGUACCACCGGGACCUGAGCCGAGCGGCGGCGGAGGAGCUGCUGGCCAGAGCCGGGCGAGACGGCAGCUUCUUGGUGCGGGACAGCGAGAGCGUCUCGGGCGCCUACGCCCUCUGCGUGCUGUUCCAGAAGCACGUCCACACCUACCGGAUCCUGCCAGAUGAGGAUGACUUCCUAGCGGUGCAGACAUCUCAGGGAGUCCAGGUGAGGCGCUUCAAGACCCUGAACGAGCUGAUCGCUCUCUACCUGCAGCCCAACCAGGGCCUGGUCUGCACCCUGCUCUUCGCUGUCGAGCGGGAGAAGGAGAAGGAGAAUGCCGAGGACAGGGACUAUUCAGAUGGGGAGGACGAAAAGCCCCCACUGCCGCCACGCUCCGGCUCCACCAGCUUCUCCCCCGCCUGCCUCGGGCCAGCCACGCAGGACGGGGCCAUCGAGAGUGCCACCAACGGCCUCAGCACAGUCUCCCACGAGUACCUGAAAGGCAGCUACACCCUGGACCUGGAGGCUGUCAAAGCCGGGGCCAGCAGCCUGCCCCAUCUCAACAAGACCCUGGUCACUUCCUGCAAAAGGCUACACAGCGAGGUGGACAAGGUCCUGUCCGGGCUGGAGAUCCUCUCUAAGGUGUUUGACCAGCAGAGUUCGCCUGUGGUCUCCCGGAUCCUCCAGCAGACCGCCGGCCAGACGGGAGAGCAGGAGCUGGAGAGCCUGGUGCUGAAGCUGUCUGUCCUGAAGGACUUCCUGUCCAGCAUCGAGAAGAAGGCUCUGAAAGCUCUCCAGGACAUGAGCUCCACGGCACAGUCUGCCCUGGCCCAGCCCUCCUCCCGCAAAGCCAAGAGCAUCCCCGUGCAAACGUUCGAGGUGAAGCUGGACAUCACCUUGGGGGACCUCACCAAGAUCGGGAAGUCGCAGAAGUUCACGCUGAGCGUGGACGUGGAGGGCGGGAAGCUGGUGGUGCUCAAGAAGCAGAAGGACUCCCAGGAGGACUGGAACACGUUCACCCAUGAUAAGAUCCGACAGCUGAUCAAGUCCCAGCGGGUGCAAAAUAAGCUGGGGAUCGUCUUCGAGAAGGAGAAGGAUAAAACUCAGCGGAAAGAUUUCGUCUUCGUCAGUGCCAGGAAGCGGGAGGCAUUCUGCCAGCUGCUGCAGCUGAUGAAAAACAAACAUUCCAAGCAGGACGAGCCCGACAUGAUCUCCGUCUUCAUUGGCACGUGGAACAUGGGAAGCGUGCCUUCCCCCAAGAGCAUCACGUCCUGGUUUACGUCGAAAGGCCUGGGGAAGACCCUGGACGAGAUGACGGUCACCAUCCCCCAUGACAUCUACGUCUUUGGCACCCAGGAGAACUCGAUGGGGGACAAGGAGUGGGUCGACUUCCUCCGGGGCAUGCUGAAGGAGUUCACGGAGAUAGAGUACCGCCCGAUCGCGAUGCAGGCUUUGUGGAACAUUAAGAUUGCCGUCCUGGUGAGACCGGAGCACGAGAACCGGAUCAGCCACGUCAGCACCUCGAGUGUGAAGACCGGGAUCGCCAACACGCUAGGCAAUAAAGGGGCUGUGGGAGUUUCCUUCAUGUUCAAUGGCACCUCUUUCGGCUUCGUGAAUUGCCACCUGACCUCAGGCAACGAGAAGACGGCCAGGCGGAACCAGAACUAUCUGGACAUCCUGCGCUUGCUGUCCCUGGGCGACAAGCAGCUCAGCUCCUUCGACAUCUCGCUCCGCUUCACCCAUCUCUUCUGGUUCGGGGACCUCAACUACCGCCUGGACAUGGACAUCCAGGAGAUCCUCAACUACAUCAACCGCAAGGAGUUCGAGCCGCUGCUCAAGGUGGAUCAGCUCAACCUGGAGAAGGAGAAGCACAAGGUCUUCCUGCGAUUCGGCGAGGAGGAGAUCACCUUCCCCCCGACCUACCGCUACGAGCGGGGCUCCCGCGACACCUACGUGUGGCACAAGCAGAAGCCCACCGGGGUCCGCACCAACGUCCCCUCCUGGUGUGACCGCAUCCUGUGGAAGUCGUACCCCGAGACCCACAUCAACUGCAACUCCUACGGAUGCACCGACGACAUCACGACCAGCGACCACUCCCCUGUCUUCGGAGCCUUCGAAGUCGGAGUGACAUCCCAGUUUGUCUCCAAGAAAGGGCUCUCCAAGGCCUCAGACCAGGCCUACAUUGAGUUUGAGAACAUUGAAGCUAUCGUGAAGACGGCCAGCAGGACCAAGUUCUUUAUCGAGUUCUACUCCACCUGCCUGGAAGAGUUCAAGAAGAGCUUCGAGAAUGACAUGCAGAGCAGUGACAACAUCAACUUCCUGAAGGUUCAGUGGUCCUCGAGGCAGCUGCCCACGCUGAAACCGAUUCUGUCCGAGAUCGAGUAUCUCCAGGACCAGCACCUGCUGCUCACGGUCAAGUCCGUUGAUGGCUACGAAUCCUACGGCGAGUGCGUGAUCGCCCUGAAGUCCAUGAUCGGCAGCACUGCCCAGCAGUUCCUCACCUACCUGUCCCACCGCGGGGAGGAGACGGGCAACAUCCGGGGUUCCAUGAAGGUCCGGGUCCCGGCCGAGCGGAUGGGCACCCGGGAGAGGCUCUACGAGUGGAUCAGCAUCGACAAGGACGAAACCGGAGCUGCCAAGGGGAAGCUGCCGCUGGUCUCCCGGGCCAGCCAGGAGCACGCCAAAUCCGCCGGACGGAAGCUCCUGCCAGGGGAGACGGCAGCCUGCCCCCUCGGGAAGCUGUCUGACGAGCCAGAGAAACCCAGCGCCCUGACUGCCGGGCGUCUGCCAGCCCCACUCCGCGGCACCUCCAAGGAGGAGACCUCUCAGGCCAGGUCCAAGCAGGACUCGGCCCCGGAGCCCGACGGCGGCCCCAUGAAGAACAGCUUCAAUAACCCGGCCUACUACGUGCUGGAGGGGGUCCCGCACCAGCUGCUGGCCGCGGACCCCCCCACUCCCUCCAAGGGGCCGGCCCCCAAGAACAAAGUGCAGAUCACGGUGCCCGUGCAGCCCGAGUGGCGCCGACAGCCGCUCCCGGGCCGGGGCGAGGAGAGCUCCUCGGACGAGGACACGGGCACCCUCAACCUGCCACCCCCCGACUUCCCGCCUCCGCCGCUGCCCAAGGCCGUGGAGUUCGAGGUGGCUGAAAACCCUCUCUACGCCAGCGCCAAGGACCUGGGUGGGGCAGCUGGCCGGGAGGAGCCCUGCACCGCCAAGCCAUGGGCUGCUGUGGCCUUCAGCGAUCCCUUGGAGUCCAAGCUGGCCCCACCCAAGCUACACCCCAGGCCUCCCCCCUCCCCUGGACCUGGCUUCCUGAUGGAGCCCCCCAAUGCCCCCCAGGCCCAGGGAGGCCUCCUGGAUGAUCGCUCCUGCUCGGUGCUGCAGAUGGCCAAGACCCUGAGUGAGGUGGAUUAUCCGGGCAGCAAAGGGGGCAGCGGCCUGGGGCGGGAGCAGCAGGGCCGGCCGGCCCCACAUCUGCUCAGCAAAGGGCGGCUGGACCUGCCCCCCAGGUGCAUGCACCCCGACUACAGCCGGCCUAUCACGUUCCCACCCCGUUCCAUCAGGGAGAGCAUCGAGGAGGACCUGGCUGAAGAGGCGCUGGGCCAGGGAGGGAGGAGCAGCUCCAGCCUGAGCGAGUGCAGCGUGGGCGAAUGGCUCCUGGCCCUCGGGCUGGAGAGGUACGAGGAGGGGCUGAUCCACAAUGGCUGGGACGACCUGGAGUUCCUCAGUGACAUCACGGACGAGGACCUGGAGGAGGCCGGGGUGCUGGAUCCCAACCACAAGCGCCUCCUGCUGGAGAACCUGCAGAAGCUCAAGAAGUAGCAGGAAUCUGCGCCUCCCACACCACCGUGCCCUGGGCGUGCCACUCUGCGCUGGCUCCUGUUCACGUCCCCCGGCCCACUCCUGCCUCCUCCCACAUAGGAUCUCGGGGGCUUUCACUAUGCCUGCGCCCCCCUUCCCCCUGGCGGGGAGGGAGGGGACUCGAGGCAGCCACGGGCUGCAUCCCCAUGGGGGGCCGGGGCAGCGCUCCAGCCUCCCUGCCGCAGCAGCUCCGGGGGACACUGGCUUGAUGCUGCGUCUGCAGGGGGGGCACCCCAGAGAUGGAGCUGUGGGCGUGGAGUGCAGAGGAGCUGCCUCACGGCGACCCAGAUCCUACCUGUCCUCACCUCCCAUGGCUUCCUGGAGGAAGCGGGGCUGAGCCAACCCAGAGCAAGGGGGCGAUGGGUGGGAGGAAGACGGAGAGCCGCACGUGGGCUGAGCGGGGGCCAUCCCAUAGCUGGGGGAUGGAAGUGGGCUAGGCCUCACGGCAGAAGCCCUGGGAGCAGGGCGCUCUGCUGCCUAAGUUAUUGCGUAUUUAUUGAACUAAGGGAAGAAGGUUUGUCUUGUUUCAAUGCCAGGCAGCCUGGGCUUGCUCUGGUUUAUGCCUCUCCUCCUCCUUUGCACGGACGUUCCCCUUCAGCCAAGCCAGGCCCUUUCCUGCACCCCUACAUCCCAUGGUGGGGACAAUGCAGUGGGCAAUGCUGGGCAGGGCCUCUCCCCCUUCCCCGGGCACAGGUGCCGCUGGGUUACAGCGCUCAGGUCACCAGGGAGCGGAGACGAGCAACCAGGCUGAGCAAGGGGCUGGAGCAAUCUACUGGGGGGGCGAGGCUGCAACCACCCGGAGGGUGGGAAAUUGGUGAUGGGCGUUGACUAGGGUCAGAGGCUGGAAUUAACCUGGGAAGCUUGGCCCAGAGCCAAGGAGGAAUUCCCUGCCAGUGCGCUGGAUCUAGAUGUUGCUUCUUUCCCCAUUGGGCUCCUGAUAAAACAGCCCCCCCCCCCCCUUCCUGGUUGGCCGGGGAGGGCUGUCUACGUCUGGAACGGUCUCUCCACCAAGUGCCUCUGCCCCAGCGAAGAAUUGGAGUAGGGGGGGUCCCUAGGGUCAGCUGGGGAGUAAAGACCAUCUCAGCCCUUCUCAUUGACUGUGGGAGCCCAUGGCAGGGGCAAUGGUCCCUCCACCCACUCCUGAGUCCUCCGUCCUCCUCUGGGCCCCAUUAUCUCAUCUCCUCUCCGGCUGUGACGUAGUUGCCUUUAGUAUCCCACUAAAGCACGCCCAGCGUAGACAGGGCCUACGGGCCGCGCCCAGGGUCACAGGGGAAGUCUGGCGGAGCAGGAAUUGAACCCAGGUCACCCCCGGCCCAGGCUAGUGCACCCCCCGCUGGCCAAUUUUCCCUGGUAUCCUUCCUGCCGGCUCAGCCCUGCCCAGCAGAUGUCCAGCCAGGCUCCAUGCACUGCCUUCUGCUACCUUAUCUUCUAGCUGCUCCUCCCUGGGCAUGGGGACCCAAGGAUCCUGCCUUCAUCUGUGCCCGCUGGUCAUGAGAGCAGGGGGCAGUGUUUGUACCUGGCGCCUUAUUCCUCCCUUGGGUCGGAGACGUCUAGGGGGGCAGGGCCUUAGCGCUGCAGUGAGCUAGGGGUUCUUUCCCAGGGAAGCGUGGGAGAACCUGCCUGUCCUUUCUGGGCCCACAGGGGGAACUGUCGGAGGACUGCCCGCUCCGGAGGGUGGCGCGCGGCUGCGUCCACCCUACGGAGGGGUCAGCUGAGUCGUGCUGUAGCUUGUAGCCCUGGCAGGCCAGCCCAUGUGCCAGCCAAGGGGCUUGGUGUGGGGGUGGGACUCAAGCGAGGGGCAGCACCCGAGUUACAACGGGAGGUCCCUCUGCAGCGAGGACAAGCCCCGAGUUCGCGUUCUCGCUGCCUGCCUGCACCGCGUUCGUGGUGGGACACUGGGGCAGAGAGCUACAGCCUUGCCCCACGUGCUGCUGUCUGCAGAGCAAGUCCUUCCACUGCCCUCGAGUCUUCACCCACCAGUCUGAGCUGCCAGCAGAGAGCAGGAGAAAGCGGCAGCUGAGACUGGCUACACCAAAGUUGCACCCGUUUAACUGAAAGUGUGAUUUCAAACCAGUUUAGUUGAACUAGAGCGAAACCCAGUGUCCGCGCCCUUAAUCCAAAUUAAACUUGGUUUAUAUCCAUGUAGGUUAGCUUUGACUCCUUCCUGAAUUAAGCAAAAUGAAUAGAAACGGGGCUGCCAUCGGCUUAAGAGCACAUGCACUGGGUUUUGCUCCAGUUUAAUGGGAUUGGUUUGAAAUCACAACCUGGGUGCAGCGCUGGCCUGUGUCUGCAGCGUCCUCGCCUGCUGCUGAGCGAAUCCAAAGCGAGUCAGUGACCCCAGCCGCUUCCCUUCAAGCCAGGCAGGACCAAAGUUCUAACGCCAGGGACUGGGCCUCCGGACACCUGGGUUCUUUUCCCCCUUCAGAGGCCAAGGUGCCCAAGGCCCUAUCCGGCAGCUCCUCUGUGGGCUAGGGGGAGAGGGAAACUGAGGCUAUUUCACAAAUGCCUCGAGAUUGUAACUGCGAAGGACGCCGUAGCUCUCCCGGUACCAUAAGCGGCUCCUUUGCCAAACCCAGCUCUGCCAGUUUCCUUUGGGGCAGUGGAGCUCCGGCACCCGGCCAGCGCCAGAGCGUUUAUAGGCCCCCGUUAACCAGAGAGCCAGGGUGGGUCUUUCCACCGCCAUGGGUAGAAAUUGUUCCCUUGUUAGCUUAGCUCACCCGCACCACCGCCCACACAGGCUGCUGGGACGUAACCACAUUUCUCAGCAGCCUCCUCCCUGCUAUGCGUCGCCUGCUGCUUUAGAAGUAACCUGGGCUCUUGGGCUGCCCCUUGUGGCCGUGAAGAGGUUGGUCUGCAAGGCCCUGGGGUGGAUGGAGUUAGGGCAGACCCUACCCUGAUCCCUUUGCUACCGAGGACCCGAAGAGGAGCAUCAUUCUUCUCCCCUCCUUCACCGGCCACUGGAGCCCGCCGCGCGGCUGGGCACGUCAGCCUGGUUGCUGGACACGCAGCGCAUCAGCGGCUGCUUGGCUAACUUGUUCCAAGCAGGAAUGCAGUCAGUGGGGCACUUGCCCCUGCUCUUUGUCAGGCCUGGGCAACUCUAUUGACCCCCCAGCGUGGGCCACGUGAGGCGAGAACCUAUGCCCCUCCAGCCCCACCCUCGCUCACUGGAGCUAACCCCGUCUCCGUUAGCUCGUAGCAAUGGCAAGCUGCUAAUCUCAGGACCAGCCACCCAGCGGGGACCCAAAGGCAUUGAGCAAGCAUGUGACAUUAACACCUGUCUCCUCUAACCCCCCUGGAGCCAGCUGCUCAUGGGGUCGAUCCCGCAGUCUAAGGCCCGCUGCCCAGGGGUGGCGCAGGGGAUCGAUACAACACCCCCCCCCUCUUUGUGGCGAGUUUGAAUCCCGCUUGAGGCAGCGGUGGCAGCCAGGAGCUGUUGCUAGAUGAGGUUAAGUCGCUAGAAGAGGGAAAGCCGUGGCCUCCCUCCUUGACUUUCUCUAGGCCCCUUUCCCUGUUAGCACAUCCCCUGGAAUAUUCCUGAUGGCUAAGUGGAACAGGGAGAGAUCAAGCCUCAAGGAUGGGCGAAAGGCCAGAGCACAUCCAGGGCUAGCGUGACUGGGUUCACAGUUCAGUUUUAAGCACAGUUCUCAUUUAAAGACACCAGCUGCCAAGGGGAGCAGCCCUGGCUGUGCCAGCCCCUUAGGCUGGUGCUGAGGGCAGGUCCCUGCUCACCGAUUUCCCUUUCCGACCAAAGGGAUUGUCACUGUGAUUUGGUCCAGUGUAGACCCCCCUUUCGGUGUCAGUGAAACAUGGCUUGCUUCUGUCCCUGUGUUAGCACAUCUGUCUCUGGGCUAGGAUGGACUGGAACCUUGUUCGGAGGCUGUUCUGAGGGACUGGUUUGUGGACAUGGGGCUAGGAGUCGGGAGCCCUGGUUUCUGUUCCCAGCUCUGAUGCUGACUUGCUUCCUCGGCGCUUUGGCCCACUCAUUUCACUGCUUUGUGCCUCAGUUUCCCCAUCUGUAAAAUGGAGGCAGUGAUGCUCAUCCGCUUUUCCGGAGCCGUACACAGGCGAGCACGCAUGCCCCAGGAGACUGGGCAGCGUAUCCAACCCUUGGAGGACUCUGCUAGAUCACUGGGGCCUUUCACACAGAAAUGAAGGACGUGUUUGGUUUCCAGUGCGGUUUAGCUAGCGGGUGCGGGGAGGAGCCGGUGCCCGCGUGGCCUGGCACGCUCUCCGCACCCCACCUUGUCUCUUUGUUAGUUUGCGAGGCAUUUGGUGUGACUUUAAUCCUACUAAACUACCGUCGUGUUGUGUUUUUUGUUGUGGUUGAAAUCACGAGCUUUUUUUUUAAAAAAAUGUUUAAUUUAAUUGUUAUUUGAAACUCUCUUCUCAUGCUUAGUAUUAUUUCUCGGGGGAGGCGGGAGACGAGAAUUUUACGUGUUAGGAUCUGAAGACUUUGCGAGAUGUUCACUUUUUAUGUCCAGGAGCCUCAUGUUCUGAAGCAAUAAAAGGGCUUGUUUGCUUAGAAA